Pimephales promelas (fathead minnow) is the source of this 6115-nucleotide messenger RNA. It is a transcript of the gene kdm5c, whose product is annotated as lysine demethylase 5C. The record is from RefSeq and is a predicted model, not a curated record. NCBI's taxonomy places the organism in Eukaryota, Metazoa, Chordata, Actinopteri, Cypriniformes, Leuciscidae. Gene Ontology annotation, molecular function: histone H3K4me/H3K4me2/H3K4me3 demethylase activity; DNA binding. Gene Ontology annotation, cellular component: chromatin; nucleus. Gene Ontology annotation, biological process: chromatin remodeling; regulation of DNA-templated transcription.
GAAGCGUGGAGGGAUGAGACCGUGCUCGCAUCCAGUCAAGUGCGUGUUUUCCCAACUGAGAUCAAUGGAUCUUGAGAGAGUCGUGCUUAGGUCGUGAUGAAACCAAGAUGGCGUGUAGUUCAGACAGGAUGAACUGUGGAUAAGUGCCGAGAAUAGAAAACAUUGGAAACGUGUAUUUUGCGCACGCGUUCGAAGUGGUUAUUAUAAAGAAAACGUCAACUUACGGGGGACGUUCUGGAGUCAGUAGAAAAGAAGAUCUCCGCGAUCAUCAACCCUCUUAACCGGACGAGAGUGUGUGUAUGUGAGUGUAUGAGAGUGUGUGUGCUGGGAUGGGCUGAUCGAGGAGGCCGCAGAGCCACUGCCACCCAGAGACUGACCCUCUGCCGAACAAUAGACCCCGUGAUCAUCAUCAUACAAGACCCAGAAAGACACAAAUAAUAAAUACACCGGCUCAGGCGACACCGAAGAAUAAGAAGAACUCAGACCAAGUGCAAAAAAAAAUAGCGAUGGAUGGAGGGGAGGAGUUUAUUCCGCCGCCGGAAUGUCCAGUGUUUGAACCGUCAUGGGAGGAGUUUGCAGAUCCACUGGGAUAUAUUGCCAAAAUCCGCCCAAUAGCAGAAAAGUCUGGAAUAUGCAAGAUUCGCCCACCUCCCGACUGGCAGCCACCGUUUGCCGUGGAGGUGGACAGUUUCCAUUUCACUCCACGUAUUCAGAGGCUCAAUGAGCUUGAGGCUGAGACAAGAGUGAAGCUCAAUUAUCUGGACAGAAUUGCCAAGUUCUGGGAGAUACAGGGAUCCUCCCUGAAGAUUCCCAACAUAGAACGUCGUAUUCUAGAUCUGUACAGCUUGUCCAAGAUUGUGACAGAGGAAGGAGGUUUUGAGGCAGUAAGUAAGGAGAGACGCUGGGCACGCGUGGCACAAAAACUUGGUUAUCCUCCUGGCAAAAACAUUGGCUCUCUCCUGAGGUCCCACUAUGAGAGGAUCGUCUAUCCAUUUGAGAUGUUCCAGUCCGGAGCCAGUUUACCGCCAUGCAAACCCAAGCCGUUUGACAGUGAUGAGAUUGACCGGGAAUACAAACCACACUCCAUUCCUCUACGCCAAUCAGUCCCGCCAUCCAAGAUGAACAGCUAUGGGCGACGAGCCAAUCGUCUUCAGCCUGAGGGUCCAGAGGAUCCAACUCACCACCCUCUUACAACUGGCUCUCAGAACAUCUCCUCGCCUGAGCCUACAGAAGAAGACAUAGAGAAGAACCCUGAGCUGAAAAAACUACAGAUCUAUGGGGCUGGACCUAAAAUGAUGGGGCUGGGUCUUGUAGCUCGAGACAAGACGCGAAAGAAAGAUGAACUGCCGCAGACGGUAAUAGUGCGGGACAGUGUUGCAUCUGUGAAGGAUGAACCAGCAGAGACGCCGGUCAUGAAAUCAGAUCCAGACAUUCCUCCACCACCCCCAAAUCUCAUCAUCAAGGAGGAUGUUGAUGAUGACAAAAGUCACGUUGGCGAUUCGAAUGACCCCGGCGAUGAACCCUGCACUAAGAUGACCAUGAGACUCCGACGCAACCUCAAUAACUCACAGUUUAUGGACUCGUUUGUGUGUCGGAUGUGCGGACGCGGGGACGAGGACGAGAAGUUGCUGCUCUGUGAUGGGUGCGAUGAUAAUUAUCACACGUUCUGCCUGAUACCUCCUCUCACAGACCCACCCAAGGGCAACUGGCGCUGUCCCAAAUGUAUAGCAGAGGAGUGUAAAAAGCCAUCAGAAGCAUUUGGUUUCGAGCAGGCCACGCGAGAGUACACGUUACAGAGCUUCGGCGAGAUGGCCGACACUUUUAAAGCCGACUACUUCAACAUGCCCGUUCAUAUGGUGCCCACUGAGCUGGUCGAAAAGGAGUUUUGGAGGUUGGUUAGCAGUAUUGAAGAGGACGUUACUGUAGAAUAUGGUGCAGAUAUUCACUCAAAGGAAUUUGGUAGUGGUUUUCCCGUUAACAACGGCAAGAGACACUUAACAGAUGAGGAAGAGGAAUAUGCCCGCAGCGGCUGGAAUCUGAACGUUAUGCCAGUGUUGGAGCAGUCAGUAUUGUGCCACAUUAAUGCAGAUAUCUCAGGCAUGAAGGUGCCAUGGCUGUAUGUGGGCAUGGUUUUCUCCGCUUUCUGUUGGCACAUAGAGGACCACUGGAGCUACUCUAUCAACUAUUUGCACUGGGGUGAGCCCAAAACAUGGUAUGGUGUGCCAUCAUCAUCUGCUGAGAAGUUAGAGGAGGUGAUGAAGAAACUCACACCUGAGCUCUUCGAGUGUCAGCCAGACCUGCUCCACCAGCUGGUCACCAUCAUGAACCCGAAUAUACUCAUGAGUCACGGAGUGCCGGUGGUUCGGACCAAUCAGUGUGCUGGGGAGUUCGUCAUCACUUUUCCGCGAGCUUAUCACAGUGGUUUUAAUCAGGGAUAUAACUUUGCUGAAGCAGUCAACUUCUGCACUGCAGACUGGCUGCCCACAGGGCGCUCCUGCAUCGAGCAUUACCGGUGGCUGAGGCGCUACUGUGUGUUCUCUCAUGAGGAACUCACCUGCAAGAUGGCGGCGUGCCCAGAGAAGCUGGAUCUGAACCUGGCUGCCGCCACACACAGGGAAAUGUUCAUCAUUGUUCAAGAGGAAAGAAAACUACGCAAAAGCCUGCUGGAAAGGGGCAUUAAGGAAGCUGAAAGGGAGGCCUUCGAGUUACUGCCUGAUGAUGAAAGGCAGUGUGACAAAUGUAAAACCACCUGCUUCCUCUCAGCCCUGGCGUGUUCGAACUGCCCGGAGCGUCUUGUCUGCCUCUACCAUGCACAGGACCUCUGCUCUUGCCCCAGUGAAAAACUCUACCUCAGGUAUCGCUAUACUCUGGACGAACUCUUGGCCAUGUUGCAUCGGCUGAAAGUUCGGGCUGAGUCUUUUGACUCAUGGGCCAACCGAGUGAAGGAAGCUCUAGAACAGGAAGAAGGCAACAAAAUAGACAUUAAAGAACUGGAGGUUUUGAAAGAAGAGGCAGCUGACAAGAAGUUCCCCAAUAAUGAGCUGCUCCAGCGCCUCAACACCGUCCUCACAGACAUAAGCAAGUGUGAGAGCAGAAGCACAGAGCUCCUCAGCAACAGCCAGAGCAGUAAAAUGAGUCUGGAGGAGCUGAGGACGUUGGUGGACACCAUGCAGAACCUGCCCUGUGUUAUGAAACCGCAGGAGGAAGUGCAGGCGCUAUUGCAGAAGAUAGAGGAGUUUGAAUCCCGUGCUCAAGCUCUGGUUAACAGUGCUGAGGGCGAGUGGAAGCAGGACUCUCCUCUGCCCCCGGCCGCCGAGAUCCAGGCCUUGCUGGAGGAGGGAGCGUCGUUGCCCGUUGUUGCCCCGGCAUGUGAGCUCUUGAGCGGGCUUCAGGAGCAGGGUCGCUGGCUGGGAGAGGUCAGGCGAACAUUAGGGCCAGAGGGGAGCGAGGUGACUCUAGCUGUGCUGAGGAACUUGAUGGAGGCGGGUUGUAACGUACCACAGAGCAUAUCGGUGGAGACUGCCAUGGCUGAACUGCAAGAGCUACUGACUAUAGCCGAGCGCUGGGAGGAGAAGGCACAGAUCUGUCUGGAGGACAGGCAGAAACACCAUCUGUCGACGCUGGAGGCCAUCGUGAACGAGGCUCAGCUAAUACCAGUGCAGCUGCCCAACAUCCUGUCCCUGCAGGCCUGCUUAAGCCGAGCUCGCGCUUGGGUCACGGAUCUAGAGGAAAUUCAGAACGGAGAGCACUACCCGUGUCUGGAUGACCUGGAGGGUUUGGUGGCCAUUGGGCGGGACCUGCCAGUGAAGAUGGAGGAGCUGAAGCAGCUGGAGCUGCAGGUGGCCAGCGCUCACUCGUGGAGAGAGAAAGCCAGCAAAACCUUCCUGAAGAAGAACAGCCAGCACAGUCUGCUAGAGGUGUUGUGUCCAUGUGUUGAGAAGAGCAAGAAGAGGGAGGAGAACUCAUUGGGUACAGAAGCAGAUUCUGAUGUCAAUGUAUUAGGCCUCACUGCUCAGGACCUUCGAGACCCAGGAGCUAUUGUGAUGGCAUUCAAAGAGGGGGAGCGUUUGGAGAAAGAGGCCAUUCUUCGACUUCAGCAGGUUAAUUUAACUAAACCCGGAGUGGAAAAAGGAGCAAGCGGUGACCAGAACGGCAUCAAUUUGGAAACGAAACAGAGUGACUCUAUGGAGACAGAUACGCCCCUCGACUCAGACAGUCCUGUACUGCUGAAUGGUGGCUCCGCCCCUUCCCUCAACCCUAGCCAAUCAGUAUGUGUGUGCAAUGGUCCGCCCCACCCCUUGCUUCACCGGUGCCAUCUGUGCAAAGACUGGUUCCACGGAGGUUGUGUGCCCUUUCCACCCCUGCUGGGCUCCUCCGACACGCAUCCUAUAAAGCCCCUUUGCUGGUGGGACUGGAACACACGUUUCCUCUGUCCGCGGUGCCAACGAUCACGGCGGCCUCGGCUAGAAACCAUUCUAGCCCUGCUGGUGGCGCUGCAGAGGUUACCUGUACGCCUGCCAGAGGGAGAGGCGUUGCAGUGUCUUACAGAGAGAGCCAUUAACUGGCAGGGUCGAGCCAAACAGGCACUAGACACUCCAGAAGUACAGAGGGCGCUAGAGAGUAUGCAGGAAGUGAAGGAGGAAAUGGUCAGUGUAAAAGAGGAAGAACCAGUGGAGAAAAAGAAAUGGAACGGAGAUGCUGUAAUUGUGCUGUCUGACUCUGAGGAAACAGAAGAUAUUAUCGAUCUGACGGAGGAUGUUAACUCUCCAAAAAAGAGUGAAGAGAAGGCUGCCAAUGGCACAUCGUCUGGCUGUGAGAAUGGAAUUACCAGGAAGUCAAGCACUCAUGAUGUUACAGGGGUGGAGUCUCUGUCGUCACUAGUGUCGUGUCUUAAAGGGCCGGUGAUCGAGCUGAGCACAUCCACUAGAGAACAGCUGGAGGAGCUUCAGCUAGAAGGGGACCUGCUUGAGGUCACGCUUGACCAGACACACACCAUUUAUAGGAUCCUACAGGCGGCGUCACAGCCGCCCCAUGAUGCUCUGCACACACUCAUACAGAUUGAGCUGCAGGAGCAGAGAAGCUCAGGUCGUGGCAACAAGUCAAAGGACACCAAGAGGAAGAGAAAGAGCCAGAAAACUGAAGGCGGGACUAAAUCCACAGAGGCUUCUGAAUGCAAGAAGACAAGACCUGUCAGUCACACACCACCCACAGAGAUCUGGUGAUGUUUUCCUGAAGCUGUGUAGGGGCAGAUGGCGAUUGAGAGGAGAACCACAGAGACAGAAAAACACAGGGCUCAGGCUCAUUUCCUCACAUAAUAAGCUCACAUUAAUUCUUCUUUUCGACCCAUCAAAUGGACGCUCCCCAUGAUACUAACCGCUGCACUUUUUCCUGUUUUUCUUCCCGUUGGCCUCUGUUCACACACCUCAUCCUGAACAUUUCACUGACGUGGGCUGCAGGUCUCUGUUCUCUUUGAGGAAGGAGAAAAUGGGUUUUGCCCUGCAGUUAAGCUGUCUUUACAAUAUUGAUGUACCAAACUGUUCUUAACGCAAAUGCCAUGUGCUGCAUAAUACGACUUGUCCAGGUAUUCACACACACACACACACAAACACACACACACUUGAUGGCCAGGCAGAGGAGGGGCGUGUAUCAGAGCACUGGUAUCGCUGCCAUGACACCUGUAUUCUUUUUGUACCGAGUCUCACAUUUUGUCAGGGAGACUCGACAUUGUGAAUAAAACUAGUACAAUAUUUUGAAAGUGUGAUGGAAAAAACAAAGGCAUUUACGUUCUGGUGCUACUUUUCCUAAGAUAGGUUACUGCGUAGUCCUUUCUUUCUUUUCCUCUGAGUUUUACGGUCUUCAUUGUCAUUUCCUUUCAGUGAUACUGUUGUCUCUUAAGCUUCCUGCUCUCUUUCUCUCCACAGAACUGUACAAAAUCUCACUUUAACUCCCUUUUUUUCCAUCUAUUGUUGCUGGGGUUCUAAUAAUUCUUAUUAUAUUAUUAUUAUUAUUGGUAUUGCAGACACGCAUUGUCGUGAGUUUGUGUAUAAACAUUUUCAUUUAAAUGUUGCCUUUGUUUCUUUUCACUCUUGUUAGAAAAUAAAAGUUUAGAAUUGUU